Exophiala aquamarina CBS 119918 is the source of this 3600-nucleotide messenger RNA. RefSeq lists its product as uncharacterized. The coding region runs from base 1 to 3600 and encodes 1199 amino acids. NCBI's taxonomy places the organism in Eukaryota, Fungi, Ascomycota, Eurotiomycetes, Chaetothyriales, Herpotrichiellaceae. The transcript has a single exon. The record is from RefSeq and is a predicted model, not a curated record.
AUGUUUCAAAGGCGUGGCACCUAUCUGCAACGCCUCUCGAAGCUGUACUCCGACACCAAGCAAUCCUAUGAAAGUGCAAAGGUUGCCACCAACACCACUGACUCACCCGAUGUCAGAGACCUAAGGCGCGAUUUCCAGAUUCAGCAGGACAGAUUAUUAGCAUGGGGCAUGCACUGGACCGACGUAGGACCCCAGACCCCAGGUCAGAUCGAUGUUGAUAUCGACAAGAAAAUCGACCAAGCCGGGUUGGGAGAAGUCGUCGCUAGUGUCAUGUCGGAGAUCAAGCGACUGCUAGAAGAAAGUGGCAGACUCGAGCAUCCGGAGCGAUAUGAGAUGAAGCAGACAGGAAAGUCCAUGAGGGGGCCCGGCUCCAGUCCCGUGGCUCAACGUAAGGACUGGACCAGUCACGAGGUCCAAACUGGAAGGACUUUACUCGACCAGCUGACCAACUGCAUCGAUGUCCUCUACAGUCUAUCUGAGUCUCGGAUGAAAGGUGAUGAGGAGAAAGGCGAUGCUAAGCGCAUGAAGCACUCCCAUCAGGCCUCGGAUGGAACCGACUAUGCACAUCUAUUCGAUCACCCCCUACACAUCGACUUUGCGAGCCUCGAGUUCAAUGCCUAUUUCUCUGAGACAGCUGACCCACCUCCAUAUGACCCCAAGGAAGGAUCAGCCGCCUCACGAGAAAGGUCCAUCGCAUUUUAUCAUCCCACCAACCAACCCGUCCUUGUUGAUUAUCUCACUGCUGACUGUCCUCCCUAUGUCGUCGGAAGCGCAGAUGAUGUUUUCGAGCUUCACGAACUUGGGGGAAACCUAUGCAAGGAUCGGAGUCUGUCAUGGUGUGGACAUCUUAGACUACUCGGUUUCACGGUCGACCCUAACGGCCCUCGUUGCGGUAUGGUAUACGGUCUACCUGAAGGACACGAUUCCAAGAACCUUCAACACCAGCGCACACUAGCAUCUUUGAUCUCCAACUCCAAUACUCAAGACUCUGCCCAACCAGCACUCGAAGAUCGCUUCCGACUGGCCUAUAACCUGGCUCUCUCUGUCAUGGGAUAUUUCUCUCAAGGCGAGACUCAUCAAUAUAUCAACAGCAGCAAUAUCAUCUUGAUUGGUUCCAACGACCAAAUGCAUCGAUCCAACUCCCCAAGGGAAAUGCGGUCGCCGUAUCUGCUGCAGUCAUGUCAAGACUUUGUGUCGAGACUACAAGAAGAAGAGCCUUUUGCGGCUUCCAUAUAUCGGCAUCCACAACACGAUAUUCAUGCGGCCGAAACCGUCCCAGCCUACGAUAUCUACAGCCUUGGCUUGCUAUUACUCGAGAUUGGCCUCUGGAUUCCCUUAGCCAAACUGUGGAAGCCAAAGUACAAUCGCGGUAUAUUCAUGGAACGAGUCCAACGAAUUUAUUCUCAAAAGCUAUCACCAAAGUGUGGUAGCAAGUAUAUGCGGGUGGUACAAAAAUGCUUGCAAGCCCCAGCAGAGCUUCAGUACAGAAACAAUUAUGAGGACGCUGGAGCCUUUCUCCUACAAAUAGCAAAAGAUCUUCAACAAUGUUGUGUACUUGAUGAAGAAGGGCCACCGCCUGUCUCUGACAUUGAAGUCUUCGAGCUUCUCAUCAUCGAGCAAAUGUGCAGGGCUGAAGAAUUGGCUGCCGCCGAGGACAAAAAGACAGCUUUUGUUUCAGACAAGGCCGAAGACAGACCUGAACUUCCUAAGCGCGCAAACUCGAAGCGCAAGGCAGACGCAAUCCAGCAGAAGACCGUUCCGCCGCAGGUGCCACUCAAGAAAUGGCCAGACGUGGAUAUUCCCCAAGCCGAUCUCGACGAUUGGAAUACCGUUGUCAUGCCGAAGUUAGGCAAGAUGCUUAACACAGCAUUGAAAGAUACCCCUGAGUCAUGCAGUCUUAGUCUGAUGAUGUUUGGCAGCAGCCCAGAGAGUGCAAAGACCACAAUUUGUGUGCAGUGCGCACACAUCAAUAAAGUUCGCGACGUCCUUCGAAAAAGAUUUCGACCUAAGAAAGGUUGGGGUGUGGUCAUCCUUAACGGUGAGGUAAGGAGAAGUGGGAAAAGGAGACGCCCCAGAAGAUCCGCCUAUCAAUCCAAAACUCAGAGUCGCCGCACCAUUGCUCGCAAGCCGAGAGAACAAAAGUACCAAGUACGUCCAUCAAGUGGAGCAAGCAUCGGAGCGUUCAAAGACCAUGAGCACCUUCCUCCAGUAUCUUUUGGUGGCACUAUCCUCGUCGACGGUGACCCGUUCGGUUUAACGGUUCAUCAUAUGCUCGAUGUUCCUAGCGAUGACGAAGACGAAGAAGACGAGCUCCCGGCUCAAGAUCAACCGAGAAGAGCAGCAGCUCCUGCGCGGACCAUACCAGGGCAAUUUGAUCCAUCAGCCGAUGUACGUUUUAUGCAAUCUGAGGAAGAUCUCUCACGCUUUUCGGACUUUGAAAUUUCUGACGACGAGUACGAAGGCAGUGACGAUGACAGCGACACUAGCACCAUCCGUCCCGACUAUGCCAUCAUGGACGCCGACGGAAACGAGUUCUGGUUCUUAGAAGACUCCCCUCCCGAGCUCGACGAAGACAACUCCGAUGACGAUGAUGCAUCUUCCUCGUCAUCUGAUGAUGUUGAUGACGCUGCAUCGAUUGGCGACAAAGUCGGCAUCGCACCAUACACUGAUGAUGACUACUGUGUUACUCAACCUGCUAUUGAUGAUGUAGACGACGACUUCUUUCCCAGUGAGGAAGAUAGAGACGACGACCAUCUGGCCAGCCAUUCCUUUGGGUACGUCUUUGCGACCAGUGGUAUUCGUCGCGUUAGGAGGGGCGAGAUCAAACACGAAGUGGAUUGGGCUCUCAUUCGUGUCCACGAAGAAAGAUUGAAAGUCGAAAAUUCGAUGCGCGAACAAUCUACCCCUUCUGGCGCAACACCUCAACAAGCCCAAUCGACUACCCGCGAGUCCUCCUCAAGGCCCACUGAUCCCAACGCUCUCCCAGUUCUCACUUCGGUGACUCCCCUAACAAAACUCUCUGGUCUGCAUGUUCAUUGUCGUGGGCGCUCCUCGGGCUUCAAAAAGGGGCGCAUUUCGCAGGCCAUGGCACUGGUCAAGCUACAUGGCCGACAAUCCUUUAGUACAAGCUGGUGCGUGGAAGGCGGCUUCGGGAUCCCCGGUGACAGCGGCGCAUGGGUCUACGACCCUGUAUCUGGCGGACUCUGCGGUCACGUCCUUGCUUGGGGCGACAAGAGCAAGACUGCAUACAUCGCCCCGAUGGAGGUACUAUUUGACGACAUCAGGACCCGUCUUGGUGCAAGCACUGUUGAACUGCCUGUGCCAUGUAGAGCUAGGGUCGGGGCCAGCAAGCUACCAUCCGGGGUAGGACAGGACGAGUGCAUGGCCAUGCGUAACAGUGCCUCAGCGGAGUUGGCCUUGAAACUGCGGAAUCUGAAGAUCGAAGGUGCCAGCAACGGCAGUAGCAAUACCUCUGGAGGAGCUUCGAGUAAGGUAGGGCCCGCUCAGGGAGCACUCUCGGGACCGGGUGGCAAUGGCCCAAGGAAGAAACAGGAGGUCGUCGGCGUAAGACCGCUGUUCAUGGCUGGUACUGUUUCUUGA